Lineus longissimus is the source of this 3696-nucleotide messenger RNA. Its product is annotated as gonadotropin-releasing hormone receptor-like. Gene Ontology annotation, cellular component: plasma membrane. NCBI's taxonomy places the organism in Eukaryota, Metazoa, Nemertea, Pilidiophora, Heteronemertea, Lineidae. The record is from RefSeq and is a predicted model, not a curated record. Bases 231 to 1601 code for a protein of 456 amino acids. The transcript is spliced from 5 exons. Gene Ontology annotation, molecular function: G protein-coupled receptor activity; peptide binding. Gene Ontology annotation, biological process: cellular response to hormone stimulus; G protein-coupled receptor signaling pathway.
AAGAAGCCAUCUAUUUGUUGGAGUGCAGUUAGAUUACGUGGCGACUUGAAGAACCCAUCUAUUUGUUGGAGUGCAGUUAGAUUACAGUUAUCUUUCAAUUUCGGAUAAGAAGCAGCAAGGCAGAGAAAUAAAUUAACCCACUCCUAGUCGUUUGUGAGAAAAAGAUCAUCACCCAAAGAGUCAUGAUGAUUCCUCUGUGUACCACGUCAUAAUCCUGAGACGAGGCAAACAUGACGGAAAAAAGGAACGAGACCUGGGAUGUGAAUGCGACGCAUGCGUGGCUCUCCUGGGCGCCAAUACUCGGAUCAACAAGCGAGACAUAUAAUGAGAGCGUUCGUAUCGCCACCACCACUGCAGUAGCAGAGAGUUACGGAUACUCACCAGGGAUGGAUGUGAAACCCAACUUUCCGACAGGGGGUGAGAGCAAUAUAGAAAAUAUAAUGGACCCUACAUCAGGUCCUCCAGGGAUGACGGAAAUGUCCCUUAUAAAGACAGUGAUCCUAUCCAUCAUGUUUUUGUUUUCAUUAGUUGGAAAUGUGGCAACUAUAGUCCAGAUGAACCGAAACAGGGCCAAGCAUAGUACUAUUCAUACUUUGAUAUUACAACUGGCGACAGCGGAUUUAAUAGUGACUUUCUUCUGCACGGCGUGUGAGGCUAUUUGGUCAUCAACGAUUCAAUGGUACGCCGGAAACUUCAUGUGUAAAGGGGUGAAGUUUUUACAAGUGUUUGGAUUAUACUUGUCUACUUAUAUCAUUGUGAUUAUCAGCGUUGAUCGAUGUUGUGCCAUUCUGGACCCGAUGAGUAGGAACCGUGCCCCGAGGAGAGUCAAAAUCAUGAUCAUAGUAGCAUGGACACUCAGUGCUCUAUUAAGUUCACCUCAGGCCAUCAUGUUCAGCCUUCAGCGAGGACCCUUCAAAGAAGACUUCUUCCAAUGUGUUAACUUUGACUUCUACCACGCUCUAUGGCAAGAGCAGCUCUACUUCCUUGCCACGCUACUCCUACUUUUCGUCAUUCCACUUAUGAUCAUGAUCACAUGUUACGCGCUCAUAUUCUGCACAAUAUCACGCAAAUCAAGGGACUUCGAAUCUGAGACCAACAGCACCGAGGACAUGUUACAUGGUAAAGUCCGUAGCAAGCUACUCCACAAAGCUAAGACUAAGUCUCUUAAGAUGACCGCUGUUAUAGUAGCGGUGUUUGUUCUCUGUUGGUCGCCGUAUUACAUCGUUUAUGCCGUCUAUACGUUCGUGAAAGACCGUGGCCAACUGACACAGCACCUCAGCUUGUAUAUCUUCUCAUCUGGCAUGUCAAACUCUGUGGUUAACCCGAUCAUCUAUGGGGCAUUCCACAUGUGCCGAGCAAGGAAACGAAGAGAAUAUUCAGCUACACCAUUCAUGCGGGGCAAAGCACCGAAUUCCCGCGGUUCCACGCUUACUGAAAAACAUAGCAUUGAGGUGAAACCUAUACGAAAGAAGCCCAGUAUAACGGGAAGUACGUUUGUCUAUAUGGAGAAUGGUAACCCCGAACCCAGUCCAUCGAGUAACUCGAACUCGACCACACCGCGGAGGCAACUCCUUGUGACUUAUAUCAUUACAGACACCUGACCACGAAUACAUACCUUGUGGAAACGGUUUAAAUCACGACGUGCCAGGCCUACGACUUGCAAUAUCGAGGAUGACACAAACUUAGGGGAAGAAAAUCAAAUGGAAAUGGAUAUAGAAAGUUAAGGAAAGAAUUGACGAAGACGCUAGGCUCUGGGGCGCUUUGGGAAGAUGAGGCACUUCACAGUGCACAUGCUUGGUGAAUGCACGCCGAUGCCCAUUGACAUACAUAUACCUCGCAUACUAUGUGCAACAAUAUGAACUGUAUACAUAAUAAUUUUGUCCGUAAUUUUCGUAUCUUCUAAAACUAUUAACCUCAGUCAUGUCCGUGUCAUGCAGAUGUGAACCUCAGUCAUGUCCGUGUCAUGCAGAUGUGAACCUCAGUCAUGUCCGUGUCAUGCAGAUGUGAACCUCAGUCAUGUCCGUGUCAUGCAGAUGUGAACCUCAGUCAUGUCCGUGUCAUGCAGAUGACCUCAGUCAUGUCCGUGUCAUGCAGAUGUGUACGAUUUGAAGGAUAGUAUGGUUUUAUAAGAAAGUGAUUCUUCAAAUAUGUGAAUAUCUACAAAUGUCAAAGCUUUUAUCAAUGUAGGACCUGCUUCUUGCAGUAGCUGAAGGAGGAUCAUGGCAGCGGCGCCAGUCCGUUUUUUGUUGAUAGCUGUAUUCUCUAAGACCAUCUUCAAGUGUACAUAAAACCCAAACCUUUAUUUUGCUUACCAUCUCACGAGUUGGGGUGUGGAGUAUUUCAUAGAAGGUAUCUUCCUUAACUGGACAGUCAUAAAGCAACUGAAACCAGGAUGAGACCGCUCCUGUAGUUUGAUAAAUGAUGGUCAUGGUGAUGAACCAUAAUUUCAUCAUUCAGUCAGCCACCUGGGAUAUCACGAUCAAAAUUGGAAAGUUUUUACUGAUAUCAUAACUGUCACUACGCAGUCGAACAUAUGGGAUAUUGGUGUCCAAUCAAUUAGCAGGUUAUUUACCUUGUCAACUGAUUUUGCGUGGGAUUCAAUACGAGUAUAGCAGAAAUCACGCAUUUAAUCUCCAGUGGUCGGAUCUUCAAACAGGAAUAUAUGAUGAGAUUAUCGCUGCUAUUGUAGUGAGGCUAGCGAGGGCGAGUUGAAAUAAAUCGUAUUCCUGUGGGUGGAGUGCGAAAGAAUGGCAAAUCAAAACACGUCUCGUCUACACAGAUACUGGCGGCCAACUGUUUUAGGAAUUGCCGAACCUUUAUUCACAUAUGAAUGUUGGAUGAAAGUAAGCUAACGUGUCUUAUUCUAGACAAAUGUGGACACUUCUGCCUUCUGUUGUGGACGGAUGCUGGUGCACUUUAAUGUUGCAUUAAGUCUUACUUUCGCACAAUACAUGAUAAAUAGCAAUAUCGAAACGGACUAAGAGGCGAUCACAGACGCUAUUCAAAGGAUAGCAGAUGUAAUUUCGACCAUCUACAUAUAAAGUGUACUUGGCUGAGGAUAGUAUUUCAGGCUUAACAAGUAAUUCCCAUUCGUUUUGUAAAAAGUGCCUUUCGUUGUCAAAAUAAAUGUUUAGCUGAUGAGGUUGGCUGGUCGUUUUAGCGCUGUUCUACAUAUUUUAGGCUAGUUGGGUCAGGUGACAAGGGCAGACCAGGCUACCAGGGGAUGUGUAGGUAAGUUACCAACCUUAUAGUAGGCUUGGACAUGGCGAGGACAUUAUAUCGUGAAACAUGCGAUUUACUCGCUUAAUUCUUUGACGUAUCGAGUUGAAAAUGCUGAUGUUAGUCUCGACUCCUCAAAAGAGUUAAAGCAGUUCAAUUCUUUGUCAUUCGCCAUCUAAAAUAGCGAAUGAACUCGAUUUCUGCCAUUUGUCAACAUUCCCGACGAAUCAUUCCAUAAGAAUGAACGACUGCCAAUAUAUUGAAGAAGGCUAUAAGAUCGGGACGCAGGACCGAACUAUGUAUCAACAACAUUUGUUGGUAUUUUGUACAAAAAGAUAUAUAAAGUAAGAUACUUUGAUUAUUUGUUAUCAUUGGUGACAUCUGUUAAUGAUUGUUGAACACUUCACUGUCGUUUCUCUGUUUGGCGCAAAUGAGAUUUUAAUCGAACGGGUUCAAUAAAGUUUGAUGUUUGAUUCA